AAUUCGUUUUCGCCCGUCGUUUUAAUCGUCGGCUGGAAAUAGCCGGUUGGCGAGGUAAAUUUAUGGGUUUUAACGAAACGCACAUCGGCACUAGCAAACGACUCACAUUCUUUUACUUUUCUCUGUUAUCGAAGAAGAUUUCUACAAUGAUUUCUCAUAUGUAGAAACAUGCCAAACGUCCUUGAAUAUUUAUGGUAAAGAUUAGGAAUUAAAGGCGUGUUUUUAUUUUUAAAUCUGAAUUUGAGCGACACAAUUUUUACUAUUGGAUAAAGCUUAAUCUUUUAUUUUUAUAAGCAAAUUAAAUGGCAGAAACAUUACGAAAAGCAGUUAUUUUCUGCUCUACUAUUUUUACAUUGAUAGGAAUGGGUCUUUCUAUUGCAGCAAUUUUGACUCCAUCAUGGCAGGUAGUAAAUCUGCAAGAGUAUAACUCAAUUCAUGAACAUGGCCUCUGGUUGGACUGCAUAAGGCAUACUCGCGACGGAGGUGGUGUCCUCCUUCGGAGAUAUGCAACAAUGAAUGAACCUUUGCAUUGUGUUUACAAAUUUGACUACGAUAAGUAUUCUGGCACAUUUGACCUAGAGGAUGAUAAUUCACCUGUUGGUGAAGUAAAUCGGCAUAAAUUUUAUGGAUGGCAUACUUCAACGUUGAUAAUGCUUGCUCUUGCCCUGAUCACUUCAUUCUUCUCAAUUUGUCUUGGUGCUUGUGGGUGUUGUUACGCAUCUCUUUCAUUGUUAUUUACAGCUACAACUUUGUUGACCACAUUUCUUUCAUCCGUUGCCGAAGGUGUCUUUUUCUUCUUUUCCCAUAGAGCAGACAAUCGUUUCAUCAAGGGUAUUGUCGGCACCUAUGAGCAAAGGGUUGGCCUAGCUUUUUUCCUUCAAAUGGCUGCUUGUUUCUUUCAUUUUAUUGCCUUUUUAAUUGCCAUGCUGGCCACAUAUUUUGCUUUUACACAAAAAGGAGUUGUUUUGGAUCGUGAGCGAUAUUCAUUGCAAAAUUCGUCCAAAACUAAUAUCACAAAUAUGGGAAGAUCUAUGGAAUUCGAACAUCCUGUAUUCGUUCAACAAGCACCACCUCCAACCAGGCCAAGAACGGCCGCACCGUACAACUUGAAGCAAACAGACAUGGAUUUUGGGCGCAGUGUAGCAGAUUCAAUGCCUGAACUAAGUCGUGAUAGGAGCUAUCCAUCUGAUAUUGCCAUGGGAGGAAGAAUUAGCCGCAAAUCAGAAACUUGCGUUUGA
Molecule: messenger RNA, 1238 nt
Organism: Meloidogyne enterolobii
Lineage: Eukaryota; Metazoa; Nematoda; Chromadorea; Rhabditida; Meloidogynidae
Source: the annotation of a GenBank genome assembly